Molecule: messenger RNA, 5033 nt
Organism: Paralichthys olivaceus (Japanese flounder)
Lineage: Eukaryota; Metazoa; Chordata; Actinopteri; Pleuronectiformes; Paralichthyidae
Gene: frmd6
Product: FERM domain containing 6
Biological process (GO): positive regulation of hippo signaling
Cellular component (GO): cytoskeleton; cytoplasmic side of apical plasma membrane
Source: RefSeq, a predicted model, not a curated record
AAUGUGGCGCCGCUCGAGAGCAGCGGAGCAAACGACGCCUCCUCCAGAACUUCUCCCUUUUUUUUUUAAACAAAACUCUGGAUGUCUCCGCUUCUGUCUCCGCUCCGGACUCAAACUGACGCGGCUGGAUUUUAACGCUCUCGUUGGGAAUAUCCGUUCUUCUUCCGCCUCAUGUCAGAGAAAUAGUGUCAGACUGCAGCUCACGUCCCCAUGCCCUGCCCUAUGAGUGCUGCUUGGCUUGCUGAGCCCAGAGGUCCGUCAGGUGUGUCUGUACUGGACUCCACUGCCUGCUGAGGAGGAGGAGGAGGAGGAGGAGGAGGCAGCGGGUCGUCAGAGGGCCCAGAGCCCCUGAAGCAGGCGGAGGGGCCUGUCCUGUCCCAGCCACACGAAGAUGAACAAACUGAACUUCCACAACAACAAAACCAUGCAGGACCGCCGCUGUGUCUGUGUCUUUCUUCCCAAUGAUGACACGCUCAACGUCAUAGUUAAUGUGAAGACUUUGUGCCAGGAAUUGUUGGUGCAGGUGUGCGACCUCCUGAGACUGAAGGACUGUCACCUGUUUGGUCUCAGCGUUAUUCAGAAUAAUGAACAUAUCUAUAUGGAGCUGGAUCAGAAACUGUCCAAAUACUGUCCCAAAGAAUGGAAGAGAGAAGCCAGCAAGGGUAUCGACCAGUUUGGUCCUCCAAUGAUCAUUCACUUCAGAGCUCAGUAUUACGUGGAGAAUGGGAGAUUGAUCAGUGACCGAGCAGCCAGGUACUACUACUACUGGCACCUGAGGAAACAGGUGCUGCUCUCUCAGUGUAUCCAAAGGGAGGAGGCCUACUUCCUGCUGGCGGCCUUCGCCCUGCAGGCCGACCUCGGCAACUUCAAACGCAACAAGCACUUUGGGAAAUACUUUGAACCUGAAGCCUACUUCCCCCCGUGGGUGAUAGCCAAGCGCGGCCGCGAGUACAUCCUGAGACACAUCCCCAACAUGCACAAAGACCAGUUCGCUCUCACGGCUUCAGAGGCGCACCUCAAAUACAUUAAGGAGUGUGCUCAGCUUGAUGACGUCACUGUCCACUACUACAGACUCUACAAGGACAAGAAAGAAGUGGAGGCAUCUCUUACAUUGGGACUGACUUUACGUGGGAUUCAAAUAUUCCAGAACGUUGGCUCUGUGAGGCAGCUGUUGUACGACUUCCCCUGGACCAAUGUGGGAAAACUGGUAUUUGUGGGGAAGAAGUUUGAGAUCCUUCCUGACGGCCUCCCCUCGGCCAGGAAACUCAUCUACUACACCGGUUGUCCGAUCCGCUCUCGCCACCUCCUUCAGCUGCUCAGCAACAGCCACCGGCUCUACAUGAACCUGCAACCUGUUCUCAAACAGGUCCGGCGACUGGAGGAGAACGAAGAGAAGAAGCAGUACCGGGAGUCGUACAUCAGCGACGCUCUCGACCUGGACAUGGACCACCUGGACAAACGUUCCCGGGCCAGCGGCAGCAGCGUGGGGAGCAUGUCUCAUCACAAACGCCUGUCUCGCCACUCCACAACCAGCCACGGGAGCUCGCACACCUCCGGCAUUGAAACGGACAGCUUCAGGGCCCCGGGUCAGGCCCCACACAGGCCCCUACGGACCUGCAGCUCGUCCACAACCAGCCACGGGAGCUCACACACCUCCGGCAUAGAGAGCAGCGGCAAGGAGCGCAUACUGGAUGAUGACGAGAUCGAGAUGCUGGUGGACGACCCCAAAGAUUAUGAGGAGCUACAUGAGAUGGCUCUGGACCAGGAGCUGUGCAUCCACAUCACAGAGGACAUGUUGACGAUGUCUCCUGAUCAGACCAACGGAUACUCAGGACUGAUCGUGAAAGACGUCAGCUCCUCCACCUCCAGUUCCUCCGAGACCGUCGUCAAGAUGCGAGGACAGAGCAUCGAGUCUCUGCCGCAGACAUCUGCAUGCAGGAAGCCCGACUCUUCGACCGACCGCCACAGCCAGUCUCUGGAUGACGUCCGGCUCUACCAGAAGGACUGCCUGCAGUGGGCGGAGCUCUGCCAGGACACCGCCCACAGCUACACAUUCGGCUGCGCCCAGGAGCUGAGCGACAGCAGCGGCUACCAGGGUCUGGCCGAUCAGCGCGCCGGCAUGCUCGGCGACCAGCACCCGUUCCCCAUCAAGAGAACCAACAAGUACUUCUCCCUGGACCUGACCAGCGAAGAGGUCCCAGAGUUUGUGGUGUGACGGAGACGAGGCGACCUCAGGGUGGCCUUUCUGCUCCUCUGUGUCACAUGUGGAGAUAUUUCCGCCCUCAGGGAACGAGACAGGAGUGUCGGAGAAGUGGUUUCUAUUCUUGGCAAGGAACAGAAGAGAUGAGUAAACUGGCAACAAGUCGGCUGCAUCUUCAGUCACCACUUCACACGCGUACCACAAGAUAAAUGAACUAAUGUGGAGGAUUAUGACUGAAAUGGUCAUUUUAUGAACGAACACUGGCUCAAGAGAACCUGUGUCUUCAAAACCUGCUCCUCCUGCGUGAAAGGAAACAAAAGGGAUCAUUUCAUCUUCUUAAAAAAAACAUUUUUAUUCAGAUCUGUCUCCUACAAACUGGUUUUAAAACGACGUGUGCAUGCAGGUAGAGCCACAGCAGACACACACACACACACACACACACGAUGAGCAUAUCAAGGAUUUCUGUGGAGGACAGAAAAUCACUCUGAGCUACGAACCAAAGACAAGAACUGAUGUGUUCCUGCGUCCGCGUCAUUCUCAAAGUGUGACACGAACAUCUGAGGGAGGAUUGGACCCAUAAUCCUUUUACUCUUCUUCUAUGCCACUUCAUUUUACCUCAGCAGGAAGUGCGGUGUGCCAACGCUCCCCCGUCUCCUCUCAGACUGGAUCCUUAAUCAUGUGAAGACACACUCGACGUGCCUUCAUCACACUAUGCAGUUUGCCUUGACAAUCACGCCCCCCCCCACCCCCCCUUCAUUUUUAAACAUCCAAGCCAUCAGAUUUCAAAGCUCUACUUCAACUCAACACAUCGCUGAACGCACCUCAUCGGCAGAUGAGGCUCGUUUUUCAGCUUCUUAAAUCACAAAAAGGUCAAACUGUUUCUCGUCCUGUGAAAUCCGACUUGAGUUUCCUUGGAGGAAUGAGGUCGAGUUCGUUCCUGCUUGUCCAGACUCGAGUCGAGUUCUGGGCCUCAGACGCUUCUCUGUAAUCUAGACUCAAGAUGGAGGCCGGGCUGGACGCCAGCCAAAACAAGCAGUACAGUUUUGAUGCAUGCGUUAUUUGUCUUUCUUUGACUCCUUGUUACUUUUGUGUCGUCUCAUCAUUUUAAACUGGAAUUUAUUGCAUUGUUUCCUGUUGUUUUACCUGAAAUCUCUUUACGUGUUGUGUUGUUGUUAAAAUCGUCCAGACUGUCAUACAGUAUUACAUUCAAAUAUAUGCGACAGUAUUAAGAGGUUUGUUGCUCCGAACAAGAAAGACUGGUUUCAUUAAUAAGAUGUGAGAGGACUGAGGCCUGUGGUAGCUGACAGGUCGCGUUACAAGCUCUUAUUACGCGUAAAUUACAUCUCAACGAUUCAGUCCGCUACAGCUGGUGUGAGUGAGGACAGGAGGUUGGUUUUGUUUUUACUCGUAAAUCAUUCAACUCAAACUCAAAGUGCCGCAGUUAUAGCUUUAAAAUACAGCCAUAAUGUUUUUAUUUUGAGUCCUCUGGGGUGAAAACACUAAAGAUUUAUUUAAAAUGCACGGUAACCUUUUAUCACGACAACAGAAAAAAAAACUUAAAAAUAAUGAACUUUUAAAAUAAGUGUUGAUUUAAAAUAUUUAAAAACAAUAAUUGGAAAAAGACCAGAUUCUGCUGAUAAGGGAACAUUUAUUUACUUUCCUUGUGAAGAUGGUUAACAGGAGGGCUGGGCGAUAGGGCCAAAAAUGAUGUCAAAAUAAAAAUGUCCAUAUCAAUGAAUGUUGAUGAUCAUCAUGGUAAUUGUCUUAUUAUUAUAAUUUCUUUAUUUUUGUAUAGAUCUUUGCUCCUGAGCGAAGGCUGUAGUUUUAAACUUGAUGAACAACAUCACUGUGUUUACACAAAGCGUUGGAAAUAUAUCAAUAUUUAUUUUACUCUUGCCAUAUUGCCAUUGAUUUUUUUUUAUUUUCAUUGAUGUUGUUUUACUGUUUAUCGCCCAGCCCUACUGUACAACCUUGUUAGCCGUGGAGAGAGCCAGGCUAGUUGUUUCCCUCUAUUUCCAGUCUUUAUGCUAAGCUAAUCUAAGCAAAUAUCUGCUUGUGGUACAUCAGCUUCAUAUUCACUGUAGAGACGUGAGAGUGGGGUCAAUCCUGUAAUCCAACUGUAUUUCAUGAAAUGUCAAAACUAUUUCUGCAAAUGUUUAGUGUUCACUCUGCCACAUGUCAUGGGCAGAUUAAAAUCCAGCAAACAACAAACAUCAGAUGUGAAAAAUGUACAGUCGAGCCUCCGCUACUUAAAUUCAUGUUGCUGAACUGUGACGUGUACGUUCGUAGCUGAAAGUUUCCAAAGUCAUAUUUAAUUUUUCCUGAGUCGGCAAUACAGCAUCUGAACAAGGUUUUUUUUUUUUUAAAAACGUCUCUGUAUGACAUAACUCAUGAAUUUGAUACUGCUAUGUAAUUAAAAAACAACUAUAUUUCUUACAGUUUGUUUCUUUCACUGUUUUGAACUUAUACGUAUUUCUACUCAUUAAUGGAAAAUGUCUUAAGUCAUAUUUUGAUGGACAAUGAUGUUUCUUAUAUUCAAACAGUAUGUGUGUUGAGGUACAUAGCCAUACAGUCAUAACCCACCACCUUAAAGUCUUCAUGAUUUGUUCUGACUUCUCUCUCUGACUUCGAUAUAUGGUCGUACUUACGCGUUGUAAGAGGCUGUAUGUGUGUGUCCAUCGUCCUUUCUGUGAAAGGAUCUCCCUUCAGGAAAAAAUGUUUUUUUUUGUCACCUUGUAGUUUGAAAAAAAAUAAUGAUUUGUUAUCAUGAAGUCUGGUCCGUGCCUUCCUGGUACUAACGCCCUCAAUAUCCAAUAAAAAGGUACAUUUAUCU